Molecule: messenger RNA, 8792 nt
Organism: Homarus americanus (American lobster)
Lineage: Eukaryota; Metazoa; Arthropoda; Malacostraca; Decapoda; Nephropidae
Exons: 9
Coding region: 966-6404 (1812 amino acids)
Biological process (GO): protein phosphorylation
Molecular function (GO): protein serine/threonine kinase activity; ATP binding
Source: RefSeq, a predicted model, not a curated record
AGGUUGAGGGGACGGUGUGUGGGCAUAUAGUAUCUGGACGUGGUGGUGUGAGGGUAGGGCGGCCCCUCCUGUGCCAAGUAUACAAGGAUAAGGCGCCUUUCUCUCCCUCUAUACACCUCAGCUAAUACCUCCUGCAAUAAAAUAAAACAAGAAACAAAGUGAUAAAUAAUAAAUAUAAGUGGCGAAAUAAGAAAGAAGUGACGAAAAAGGAAGAAAAAUAGUGACUGGAGGAAUAGGCAGCGCUACAAUUAAGAGCAUAUUAGCGAGAGUAAUUGGUUGCCUGAGUGAGGGAAAUGACUGUGGGAAUUUAAGCAGCUGGGAAGGCAAGGGGGAGGAGGAGGAGGGAGGUGCCGUGGUGCAGAUAUUGAAAAAUACUUUUACUGGCGCCCCGAGGAAGGUCCUGGCGAGACAUAUUGUGUUGUGCUGUGAUUGUUCCCUUAUUGAUACUGCAAACAUAUCAUAUUUAAGUCUUCGUGUUAUGUGCUGUUACUCUGUUGUAUCUAAAUGAACAAAACGCAACGUAUUUGUUAAUCACUAAAGAUGUGAAGUUAUUUUAUUAAUAGUUGAAGAACACGACAGGUGUGAAAUUAAGUGUUCAGUACUAGUAGAAUAAGACAGGUGUGAGAGACGUGUUGACCAUGUGCGGUGCAGGUGAGGAACACGUGCUGUACACCGGUCACAACACACCUACAGCCCAAGACACCCUGCCCCACAUAUGACGUGUAAACAGCUGUUGGCUAUAGCGUGUGUACACCGCGUGUCUCACUCUCCUCACGGGCUAACUAGCGUCCUCUCUGAGGUUCCGAGCCAUUAAAAGUUGUGUGAGUGUUUAUAGAUCAAGUUCAACAUUUUCUCAGUGAGUUCAGAUACAAAUAGUGCUACAAUUGUUUCUGUUCUGCGACGCUUUAAAUAAGUUACUCUCGAGUGUUCUUCUGUUAAGUCUUGUUUAUCUUACACCCGGCACCAUGCCUGUGUCUCCGUACUACGGCCAGGGCGGCUAUGUCAACCGCAACUACACCAGGGCCAACAGCGGCAGCAGCUACGUGCCCAUGAUGGACUGCAUUAAGUACUCCUCGUCAGACACCAGAGGCACAACGGGCAACACCCCAGACGACAGCCCAUCUAAUUACUUCAGGUCCAAGUACAUUAUACCUGAAGAUGGUCCUGCUUCUAGCUACUUGGCCCCUAAAUAUACACCAGCAUCUAGAAGUGGUUAUAAUCUGUCGAGGUUCAGAUCUACCGACAAUGUGCCAGACUCUAGCAGUUUACUCGAGGACAGUAGGAUUAAAAAGUCUCCCUCAUCGUCGAGCGUCUUUACCGGAAACACGGCUGCUCUCAGGAAGACUUUCAACGGACAAGAUGUUGUUACUUCCACAGCACCUUACACGAACUCCAUUCCCAAGUAUUCCGACUAUAGUCUUAGCUCGCCAAAGGACAACAAACUUACCGGCUACAGACUACCGGAGGAACGAAAGUUUGCGGGAAAGUAUGGCCGCGAGUCCAGUUACGCCAGUCAAUACUUAGCAAGAAUAAACAUGAGUAGAGAUGUUCGACCCAAGGAGAUAGAUACGAGGGACAUAAACACGACAGAAAAACCCGUCAAUGCUAAAUGGCAGAAGACCGAUCCUGCGAAGGACAACGAGGGUCUCAUCUCUAGGAAUCGACAGGUUGUUCGUCUGACGAUCAAAAGAGAGAAGAAUGAACAACAGGACCCUUUCGUCAUCAAAAAUAGAACUCUCAAUACCAUUGCCCAAAGACUCAUCGAAAAAUAUCAGGUGGCGGAGAAGAAGCCAGAACCAUCAGGGUAUCAACCCAUGAAGAGAAGAUUCUACCAGGACCCGCCCAAAGACGAAACUCUGGAGACGAAACUAACAGGUCGUCCUCCACUUCCAAGUUCCUCUGCUGUUUCUAAGACCACCUCAAGUGACGUGCCGAAAGACACACCAAUUUCCAAGGCCUCUCCUAAGAAAUCUACAGAGGCUCCCGAAGAAAUAAAAACUGUCCCAUGUUCACCAGAGGGAGAGGGGGAGGUAGGCGCGGCUACGAUACUUCAGCGGGCGACGGCAACGGCGGAGACUAAGAAGGAACUUCAGAGUUGGGAGGAAGUGAAGGACGCCAUUUACGCGGCCGUCCUGCAUCCUGAUGUUGACAUAGAAUCUGACGAAGAGAUGGAAAAGCUGAUAAAGGGAGAUGCAGCGAGUCCUGAGAGCUCCAUCAAAGGUAAAGGUACGAGUGAAGAAGACAACGCUUCAUCUGAUGUGGGAAAAGGACAGGCAAUCGUCGGCCAACUGAAGAGGUUCGUGAAACUACAGGAGUCAGUCAAGUGUCCGAAUAAGAAGAGAUCAUCAGUGAAAGAUUCUCGUAGGUCAAAGAAAUCAAGAAAAAGUAAAGAUAAGAAUAAUAAGGACAUUGUGGAUAAAGCGGCGGAAAAAGACAAAGGAGAAGAGAGAGAAAACACAUCGCUCUUGACUGGUGACCUCGUGUCGGGUGAGGCAAGGACAGACAUCAACACAGACACAAAAGAAAAACUUCUACAACCACCAACGACGAUGGAUAAUGAGAUCUACAAUAAGGAAAAUAAAGAAAAAAAUGAUAUAGACAAGACACAGAGUACGAGGAAGAAAGAGGAGACAGAGAUUAGCGUGAAAGAGAAGAAAAUCACGAAGCUAGACGAGAAGACGAACACACGGGACAGAAGCUCUUUACUCUCAGCUAAUCUGGUGUUGAGGAGUGUGGCGUCGGAGGACAGAGAAAACACCAAAAUUAAGACACAGAUAAAAACGGAUAAAACAGAAUCAGAGAAGACAAAGUCUGAAAUUGAAGUAAAUAGUCCCAAGACACAAGGGUACGAUACACUUCCCCUAAAACUCAAGAAAAAGAAAGGGAAUAGCUCACUUCUAUCACCAGAUCUUGUACUGAAUAAAAAGAUUCCAGAUGAUAAAGUGAGAAAAAUUAAGUCCAUAUGUACGACUGACCAAACAGAACCGGAAAACAAAGAACCGCAAGUUGAAAAAGGUGGACAAAAAUCGAUAAAUGAUGGAAUGGAACAAGAGUCAAUAAGAGAUAACAAGAAGGAGAAAUCAAAUGAAAAUGAAGAACAAGCAAUAGAAGAUGAAAAGGAACAAACAAUAAUUAAAGUUAUCUCAAAGUUCGAUAAGAAAGGUAAAAAUUCUCUAUUGUCAGACGAACUUGUAUUAAAAAGUGUGACGUCGGAGGAAAUUAAAACAACAAAAGAACAAACAGAAGCAAUUAAAGUAAAAACUAAAACGUUGGAAGGCGAAGGAGGUGAAAAGAACGAAGCUAAAGAUAAAGAGGAACAAUUGAGAGAGACCCUAAGUACAAAGAUUCCCCAAAUUAAGAAGAAAGUCAAGAAACAGACAGCGAUCGAGGAGGACUCUCUUCAGGAAGUCCCACAACUGAGGGUCUUCUCUCAAGCGGGUGCUCCAUCACGGUCAACCCCCGAGAGACAGUCCACCGCUCAGGAAAAAGUCUCCAAAUCUCAAGAACUCCCCCACGACCUAGACGUCUCGAGUGAGGUAAACAAAAACCUCAACAGCAAAACAUCUACGACGAAUUCAGCCCAAACUUACGACCAUCAACCAAAGAUGACAGGCGUUGAGAUCAUAAAGUCAAUACUGGAUAAAGAAGCGAAAGCCAGAGAAGCUGAAGAAUCCUCAGCUCGUGAUAAAAAUGAGGGAAUAACGGGAGGAAAGUCUUCAAGUGACGUCUCAGUUGAAUUAGGGACAAGUACGAUAUCUGAAGCACCUUACUUCACUUGGCGCCACAAGGGUGAGAAAGCCGUCACGGAGGAGUGUAGGAAAGAUAUCACAGACACAGUCAAGAGUCCUCAAGAAAUUUACUCCACAGUCUGCAGGAGCGAAGAUAACGAGAAGAUACAAAGAGAAAAAACUAAUGAACAAGUACGAGAGAAACCACAAGAGCUGAAACAAGAGGAGAGAGAUAAGACGAAGAAGAUUCCGUUUACAGUAAAAUUACCAGAACAAACCCCAACUAACAAGAGUGAGGAGGAGAAGGAAAUAAGCAAAACUACUAAACCGUCUGGAAUACCGAGAUGGAAAAUCGAAGCAACAGCUCAAGUAGAAACUCAUAAACUAAUCGAAUUAAAACAAAGACAAAACGAAACAAAAGACAAGACGACGAUGGACAAAGGAGCAGAUAAUAAGAAUAAACAGACAGAAAUAACGGAAGAUGGGCAAGAAAAACAAGAAGUUAUUAGCGUUAAGGCAAAACAAGAACAGAUUCUCAAGCAUAACGAGGUGAAGAAGGAGGCGGAGGACUCACAGGAUGCAUUACUGGUGAAGAAAGCCAUCAAAAGACCUCGUCAGAUUGCACCACCUCCUGCGCCUGAGAAGCCCAUCGGUAAUGAGCUCCUUAAGGCACGGAAUAUACUAAAGAGACCCGUCAAGCAGAACGCAAUUACGUCUCCUGCUGAUAAUAACAAACAAGACCAAGCAAAUACUACAGGGGUUCAGGCUAAGAAGAUCUGGAAAAAAGAAGUUGCUCAUUUAGUUCCCCCAAAUCAGGGCAACCAGUUUCUUCAGGCUAGAAACGUCCUCAAGAAAGUGGUCAAGGUAGAGAAAGUAGAGAACAAAGAAGAGACCGUCCCUGAAGUUAUUAAACCCAAGAAAGUUUUGAAGAAGCCUGUGCAGACCAAAGAACCAGACGCAGAGACCGAGACUACCCAGGAGACCAGAGGACGUCCCCUCAGGAAACAAAGACCUAACCGCUCUAGAUCAGGUUCCUCUUCCUCUUCAGACGACGGCAGCACAGUGAGGAAGAAAGCCGAGAAACCCAAGCGGCUCAUGAAACCAAAACCACAGGGAGCUGAGAAAACACCAACACCAAGCCCUAAGACCUCGGCUCCUGGUUCACCCAAGACGAGAGGAUCUGUUGAGGCUUCCACCGGCGUGACGGAGACUCAAGAUGGUAACAACGUACAGAAGCCUUCAAGUACAAAGGACACAGCGGGUUCGACAGGACAGGAUCCGAAACUGAGUGCCUGUCAGUCUGCGGAUUCCGGGUACGGCUCCAGUCCCAGCACCCCGCAACCCACCCCCACCGUGCCUGAGGUCAAGGAUGAAGAGACAUGCAGUAUGUGUGGCGCCAACUGUCAUAAGAAAUGCGAGAAGCAGAUGCCUAACUUAUGUGGAGUCAACCAGAAAUUACUGGCCGAGGCGCUUUCCUCUGUCAAGAAGGGCGGUAGCACUGACGGCAGCCCUCGCACCCUGGCCUCCCCUAGCAAGCCCUCGUCCUCGGUGUGUGGCUCUGAGGGCGAGACAACGGAGGAGGAGACGGACACCACGGACACCGACAGCAGCACCGAUUACUUUGGUUUGCCAGAGAUCAGACCUCCUCUCCAGACGUGUCCCAAGUUUAAAAAAUAUAACGUUGAGGACUUCGACUUUAUCAAGGUCCUCGGGAAGGGCAGUUAUGGGAAGGUGAUGUUGGCGCAGCAGAAGAACUCGGAGAAUUACUUCGCCGUCAAGUGCCUGAAGAAGGACGUGGUGCUGGAGGACAACGACGUGGAGUGUACGCUCAUCGAGAGGAAAGUGUUGAGUUUAGGCACCAAACAUCCAUACCUCUGCCACCUCUUCUGCACCUUCCAGACUCCAUCACACUUGUUCUUCGUGAUGGAGUACCUCACUGGCGGGGACCUCAUGUUCCAUAUACAACACUGUGGACGAUUUGACGAGUUCCGGGCCUGCUUCUACGCCGCCGAGAUCACCUCUGGCCUCAAGUUUCUCCACAGCAAGGGGAUUAUCUACAGAGAUCUUAAGCUGGACAACAUACUGCUAGACUACCAAGGUCACAUCAGGAUCGCAGACUUCGGCAUGUGUAAACUACAAGUGUAUCUUGACCGCUACGCCGACACCUUCUGUGGCACCCCAGACUAUAUGGCACCAGAGGUGAUCAAAGGUCAACACUACAACCAAUGUGUAGACUGGUGGAGCUUCGGGGUGCUGCUGUACGAGAUGCUCACUGGCAAGUCCCCCUUCAAAGGCUGCGACGAGGACCACCUCUUCUGGCUCAUCUGUAACGACGAGCCCUUCUUCCCCAAGUUCCUCUCCAAGGAGGCCUCCAACAUCCUGAAGCAGCUACUGGACAAGGACAGCAACAAGCGGCUCGGUAUUCCUUUCAGCCCGUACGGAGAAAUCAAGGUCCAUCCCUUCUUUAAGUACAUCGAUUGGAACAAGAUUGAGAGGAAGGAGGUAGAGACGCCUUAUAAACCCAGAUUGCGUCAUAUCCUGGACGUACAGUAUUUCGACCCACUCUUCACUAAGCGUCAAGCAGCCAUCACGCCCCUGGACGAGAGCAUCUUGGCCACCAUGGACCAGGCGGCGUUCAAGGAGUUCUCUUACACCAACCCCAACAUCACCGACUGAUCCCCCACACCUCCAGCCCACGUAGGGGAAACUUUGACAAGAUUUACCUACGGAAGAUGCGGCUUUUCCCUUCCGACUUUUCCAGAUGUCGAGAAUAUAUCUUAUUUGUUUCUUGUAGACAUGGAACAGGGAAGGAAGGUUUAGUCUCUCUUCCGUCUUGUCCAGAUAUAGAGAAAUUAUAUAUAUAUAUAUAUUUUUUCUUCAUCUGGGCAUGGAACAGGAAUGGUGUUUGUCUCUUCCGGAUGUUAUGAAUAUGUUUAUAAUUUUUUUCCAAGACGAGGAACAAGUCACGUGACGUUCUCUGUUCAGUUAUUUCAUCGUCUUUUCUGAAUGAUGAUCUUUUAUCUUUUUUUUUAGUUAAGAUGGAAUGGAAAUUGCUGGGUUCCCUCCAGCUUUUUUCUCGGAUCAUGAAAAUGUUUACUUUCAUAUUCAGAACCGAAGUAGAACGACACUUCCUGGUACUCCCGGGAAGUUGUUGACCACUGAUGGGAAAUGACAGAAUUACAAGGAGGCUAGAGUACUAUUUCUUGAGUAAUAUAUAUUUUUUUUUUACCUCUUGAUGCUUCAUACGUUCACUAAUUGGACUUGACCACAGGUAAUAGAAGAGUGAUUAUGGCAGAAUGCUCCUGACAAUACCUCGUGUUAUUACUGAUGAGCUGUGGACCAACACACAUUGCACUGUCUCGUCAAUCACCAGAUCAAAAAAAAAAAAAGGGAAAAAGUGCUUGUAAAUUCAGAUGAUCAUUACAGUAACUAACUAACCACAAAAUGCAAAAUACAGGAACUAAUAAGACGUUUUAGUUCUAAUGUUUAUAAUGAUGUUAUUUUAGCACCUCAAUAAUGAUGUAAUAAUAGUGUUACAAAGAGUGGAUAAUGAUAUAGACUCAGUUCUUAGCGGUGGCUACAUGUACGAACCCUGAACAAAAAGACUGAGUAAAGUGAUUGAAUCUCUCGUCUUGUCCUCUAAUAUAUUUUUCCUCCUUAGAUGAGGAAAAACACAAACUUCCUGGACAACUAAGAUCAAUAUUGCCCCCCCCCCCAAAAUAAAUAAAAACUUGACUCUCAUUAAUGAAAGUCCAUUACGUCUCUCUAAACCACCAAUAACACCAAUAACAAUCACUUAUUUAGCCCCUGUAAGUCCCAUGAAAUUGCAAGAGAUAUUUAAGAAUUCGGAGCAGGACUGUGAGGUGACUUACUGGGGUGGGUGAGAAUCCUGGAUGGAGAAGUUAAAUGGACUGUCGGUGUAAGUGGAUGCGGAGGCCACACAUAGGAUUUACCUGUGCUAUUUUAUAACGAGUCAGGCUACCAACUCUCUCUCUCUCUCUCUCUCUCUCUCUCUCUCUCUCUCUCUCUCUCUCUCUCUCUUUUUUUCUUCUAUCUUUCACCUCAAGUAUUUUAUUUUGUAAUUGAAGAAAAAAAUAUUGUGUCUUCGUUAAACGUUAUAUUUAUUAUGAAUAUUGGCUAGUUUAACAGACGUGAAACCGGAUUUAAAAAAAAUAUACCAAUCCUAUAAGCGACUUGUACAAUGUGUCAAGAAUGUCCUCCUGUGAACUGAUGCUGUACAUGCACGCUUUAUAUUUACGCUUAGGAUGGACCUUAUUAUUUCAUGUGUUAUUUAAGUCAUCAAAAAAAAAUACAUUAAAAAUUUCGUAGCUUCGUCUUCACUAGCGGCUCACAUGUACCCCGACGCGACGCUUCGCUCUUCGGGGGACUAAUGUAUGUGAGAAACGACUAGGGGGAGUUCUCUCUUUCCUAGGAGGAUUGACAAGAGACAGAUGACCAGUGUAGCCCGGGUGACUGGAGGUCUGGUACACCCCAGCUCACCUCAGGCUUAUUCGCCAACUCAACACCUGGAUGAGUCAACCCCGUGAGGUAAUAAUUAAUUAAAAACGCGGAGAUACUUUCUCCUUUUCGGUUUCCUGGUUGUAUCUUCGUCAUUUCCUGAGUCUCGUCAACACCAGUGGACGGAAGCUCAUUUCCUACGUCAACCUUCGGCAGGUUUUGUAUUCGACGAUGUAUUAUGUUAGACGAAACUAGAGACACAGACACAAUAGAAUCGGUCUACUGGCCAAGCAACUCUUUCUUAAGAAGUUUAUUCUUCCCUCUGUCUACUGGAGGUCUAUAUUUUUGUUCCUUAACCCGACCAAGACGGCAGCGGGCUGCGGAGAUCAAGAAUUUGUCUUGGUACCUUUGAUUUUUUUCUCGACUUUUAGAUUGUAUGAAGACAAUCUCUGGCGGUGAUAUUGUGCAUUAUUCUUCUAUAGUGGUUUCUGUACACUCGAGAACACUGCUUGACUUCCGUGUCGUCAAGCGCUCGGGUACCUUGUGACUCUACUGAUGUACACAUGUAGUUUAUGUAUGACGUAAUAUGAGUACAUUUUCAUGAUA